AUGAGUGAUGAUGAUUUUUUUCAUAUCAAAAGUGAUUGUUCUUUACAAUAUAUUAAAUGCAAGACUAGUACAAAAAUUGAUGAUAUAUUAAAAAGAAGAAGGAAUCAAAAAAAAAAGCUUAAGGAUAGUAGUAAUUAUAAAAGUGAUGAAUUCUUAAGCUUAGACAACAGUGAAAUUGAGGACCAAUAUAUUUCAAAUGAUAACAAGAAAGUAUAUAAUGAGGAUGAUAAAAUAUAUUACAAUAAUAAUAAAGUUAAUAUAAGAGAAGGACAAACGUGUGAAAGUAUACAUAUGUUUAAUGGAAUCAAUAAAAAUAACAUCGACAUUAUAAAUGAUGAUAAUAUAAAAAAGGAUAAUAUAAAUAAUGACAAUAUAAAUAAUGACAAUAUAAAUAAUGACAAUAUAAAUAAUGACAAUAUAAAUAAUAAUAAUUAUUAUAAACAAAUAUAUAAUUAUAAUAAAUCAGGAAACUUUAAUAAUUUUUCUAGAGGAUAUUUCUCGAACACUUAUGAAAAAGGUAAUACAUAUUUAUUAAAAAAUUCUUCUGAAGAAAUGUUAUAUAAUAAAGAUCAUAUAAGAAAAAGGUCGUUAAAUAAUUUAUGCUUUCAAUCAAAUUUAUUAAACAGAAGAAGUAAUAUAAAUACCUUUAAUGAUUUAUCAUCUUUUGAAAAUAGUAAGAAAUCUUCCUUAUAUGCGAAGUGUUCUGAUAUUUUACAAAAAUAUGAUUCAAAUAAAUUUAAUAGAAAAACGAAUGAAGAUAUUUAUACAAGACAAAAUAGAAGUAGUAUAAUAUAUCAAAAUAGUAGCAAAGAAUUUACCCUUAAUAAGUUAAUAAGUAAUAAUGAUAGUAAAGAUGAAUUAUUUAGUAAUUUAAAUAGAAUAUAUUCUAAUGAUAUCGAUUUAAAUAAAACUCCUUCCAAAAGUUUAUCUAAAGGGUAUAUCGAAUAUUUGAAAUAUGAAACAGCUGGGAAAAUGAAUUUGAGUGAAUUAGAAACUCCUCUAAAUAUGAAAGAAGAUGAGGGAAAUAAUACUCCGUUUAUAACAUACUUUUUAGCUGGAAAAACAGAAAGUAAAACAAUCAAUGAAGAAAGUAAUGAUGAUAAUAAAUAUGGUAAUAAUAAAUAUGAUAAUAAUGAUAAUAUUAAUAAUAAUGAUAAUAAUGAUAAUCAUAUUAAUAAUAAUAAUAAUAAUAUAAUUGAUACCCUGUUAAAUAGACACAUACACACAAAUAGUAGUAUAAAAAAUAAUGAAGGAAAUACAAAUAGUUCUCCUAUCCAUAUAAAUAAAGAACAUAAUAAAAGUGAGCAUAUUUAUAAUUCAAAGGUAUCAAGUACCGUUUUUGAAGAGUUAAAAAAUCUAUGUCAUGAAAAAGAGAAAAAGGUAAAUGAUGUAUCUUCUAGUCAUAUAAAUAAUCAAAAGACUAUAUUACUCACGUCAUACAUAAAAGAACAAAAUAGUAAUAAUAAUCAGGAUAAUGUUAUGCCUUACAAUAGUUCAAAUACGCUUUUUGAUAAAAUUAAAAAUUCACAAAAAAUCAGCUUUAUUAAAACAGAGGAAGAAUAUAUUAAUAUGCUAAAAAAUGAUGAAAAGGAUAAUGUUCCUAUAAAUACAUUAAAUAAAAAUAGUAAUAAUAAUAAUAAUAAUAAUAAAAUAUGUUCUUCAAAUAAUAAUGUCAGCUUUGCAGAUAAUAUUUUUUCAAAUAACAAAUCUUAUAUUGAUAAUACAAAGAUCUAUUCUGAAGAUUAUAUUAAUAUAGAAAAACAAAAGAGUGAGAUUUUCUUACAAGAUCAAGAAAAAGAAAAUAUAAUGAACCAUGUAAGGAAGAAAGAAAGCAUACCAAAUAAAAUUAAUGAUGACAUAGUAAAAAGUGAUUAUCAAAAUGUUAUUUCAAAUAAUUAUGAACAUUUGAUAUCAUCAAUUAGUAAGAAAGAAAAUGAGAACAAUCAAAAUAAAUAUAUGGACAAUGAUAAUAUGGGAAAUAAUACAUUACAUUCUGAAACUUUUACUGACAUAAGAAAAGAUAAACAUUCAAUUUAUCAUAAUAAUACAUGUGAUAAUAUUGUCAAUACAGAAAAAAAUAAUGAUAUAAUUCUUCAUAAUAAUUAUAAUAGGGUACUGAAUGAAGAGAAUAUUCCACAAAUAUAUUUUAAUAAUCAUCCAUUUAUUAAUGUCAAUAUGAAGAGAAGUAUGUCAUUAUGUAAUUUGAAGGAUACACAAGUGGAUGACAUAAAAUAUGAUGAUCUUAUACAAAAUGUGAAUAAUCAUAAUAUAUAUGAUAUGUAUAUUAAUCAAAAAAAAAAUAUAAAAGGAAAUUCCGAUAUCCUUUUUGAUCAUACAAAGGGUAUGUUAUUUGAGAAUAUUAAGGAAAAUGGGUUUUAUAUUGGUACACCCACAACAGGACAACACAUUAAUCCUAAAAAUAAUAAUGAUAUAAAUAAUAUAUACAGUAAUAAUAAUAUAUGUGAAUAUAGAAAAUGUACUAGUAAUGCACAGAAUAGUAUAUGUUAUAAUGAUCAGCAUAAAUUGAAUUAUGUCGAUAUGGGUCAGUUGAAUUAUAAUCCAACAAGUAAAAAUAAUAUGAAAUUUACGAAUAAAGAAAAUGAUACUAAUAAAAUAAAUAUAGAUAUAAAUAAUAAUGUUGAUAAUAAGAAAAGUUGUGAUGAUAUUUAUUAUGUGAAUGAAAUGAAGAAAUGUAACAUUUUGGAUAAUAAUCAAAUGAAUAACUCUCAAAUGUUAGAUAUUCCAAGUUGUAAUAUAAACGUAAAAAAUAACAAUAAUAUAUAUGACAAUAAUUUAUAUGACAAUAAUAUAUAUGACAAUAAUAUAUAUGACAAUAAAUUAUAUGAUAAUAAUGGUAGUGGUGUAAUAUUAAGUCAUAAUGUUUUAUCAAAAAAUAAUAAUAGUAAUAAUCAAGAGAAUUAUGAAAAUUAUAAGAAAAUGAAUGAAAAAAAAAAAAAUAUAUAUAUAGAUAUGUAUGACGUACAAAAAGAGAAUUUAAAUGAGGGAAAAAAAGUAGCAGAAAAAUUAAUUUUAUCAACAUUAAAUAAAAAUAUUAAUCAUAAAUUAAGUGAAACUGCAGAUUUUGGAUACAAAGAAAAUGAUCUUAUGAAUGAAUCAAAAACUAGUGAUAAUACAAUCAAAAUUGUAAAUAGUAAUUUAUAUAAUGAUAAUGACUGUUCGUUAAUUAAUGACAUAAAUUUGAAACAAUAUUGGACGGACUAUAUUAUGAAUAAUAUGAAUAAUGUGAAUAAUAAAAAUAAUGUGAAUAAUAUGAAUAGUGUGAAUAAUGAAAAUAAUGUGAAUAAUGAAAAUAAUGUGAAUAAUAAAAAUAAUGUGAAUAAUACAUAUAGUUUGAAUAAUAUUAAAAAUAUUGAUAAUACACAAAAUGAUUCUAAACUUAAGAGUGUUAUGUCCUUUAAUACAUUUUGUAAAGAUAUGAAGGAUGAAAAUUUUUUCAAUCAGUUUUUAAGAGAACACAUAAAAAAUAGUAUCAAUAAUGUUGUUGAAGAAAUAUUGAAUGAUAAACAGAAUGAAAUUUUAAAAAAUAAAAUUAUAAUAAGCGAUAUAAAUAAUAAAGAAGUAUAUAACAAAGAUAAUGAAAAUAAUAAUAAUAACUUAUCUGUUAAGCAUUAUGAAAAAGGUAUACAUAUCAAUAAUAAUUAUAAUAUAAAUCAUGAUCCUAUAAUUAAAGAAGACAAAAUAAUUAGCUCCGAAAACAGUACUAAAUUAGAGGAUAAUGGAAUAAUACAUAAAAAUGUUACUAGUUCAACAUAUAAUAAUGGGACGAAUAAUACAAAUAUAAGUCAAAUGAAAGAAGAAAAUAUAACAAAUAAUGAUAUUAUUUGUAAUGAUGAAAAUAUUUAUAAUGAUGAAAAUAUUUGUAAUGAUAAUAUUUAUUGUAAUAAUAAAAAACUACACAAAGAUGAGAAAUCAUUCAAUCAUUCAUGUAGUGAUAUACAGUUUAAUCAAGAUGACCUUCAGGAAAUACAAAAAUUAAAUAAUCUUCUAAAAUCUAGGAAAGUAAAUAAACUCAUACAAAUUAAAAAAGAUGAUAUAAAUAUAAAAAAAGUAUCCUGGAAAAAUAUAUCAUAUAAUUGUAUUGAUAUCAUAUAUUAUCUAAUACAUGAAAAUAAUAAAAAGAACAAUAAAAUGAAUGCUCUUAUAAAUGAUAUAAAUAAUAUUCAUGAAUAUGAAAAAAAAAUAGAAUAUUUAAAUAAAGAAAAUGAAAAAUUAAAAAUAGAAAUGAAACAAAAAAAUGAUAAUGAAAAAAAAAAAGAACUUAAAGAAAAAGCCAACCUAAAUAAUAAAAUAUUAGAACAAUCCAAAAAAAUUACGAACUUUGAAAAAGAUAUAUAUAUAUACAAAAAUAAAUUAAAUAAACUGAAUAACAAAGUAAUAAAUAAAGAUAUCGAAAUUAAUAAAUUAAAAAAACAAUAUCAAAUUAUAUUAGAAGAAAUAGAAAAUUGUAAAAAUGAUGCAAAUAUAGUAUUAAAAAAAGUAUUAAAUAAAAAGAAUACAAAUUUAAUAGAUAAACAGUGUGUAGAUAUAUCAAAAUAUUACCAAAUAUUAAUCAAUUCAUUAAAUGAUGAAAUUAAAAAUUUAAAACAUCUUAUUAAAAGUGAAGCUAAGGAUAAAAUAAUCUUAAAAAAAAAAAUUAGUCAAUUAACACAAUCCAAUCAAAAUGAAUCUAAUAAAAAUUCUUAUAUAGAAAAAAAUAAGACAGAUAAUAAAUGUACCAAUGAUAAUUAUAUUAGUCAAUAUACAAAUGAUGAUGAACAUAUAAAUGAUAUAGAUAAUGAUAGUUAUGCAAAUAAUAGUAAUAUUCAAAAAAAUAUAGAAUAUAGCAAUUCAUCAUACAAUAGUAAUAUUAUUAAGAAGGAUAUAAAUAAAAGUAGUAAUUGUAGUAAUAAUAAUAAUAAUAAUAAUACUUGUAGUAUUAGUAGUAGUAGUUGUUGUAGAGAUAUAUAUAGUGAUUCUUUAAAUGAAGAAAAGAAAUAUAAAAAAAUGUAUGAAGAUUUAAUUAAACAAAUGAAUGAUAUUAAAAAAGAUCAUGAAAAUGAAAAAAUUAUAUAUAAUAAAAAAAUAGAACAAUUAGCAAAACAUCAAGAAAUACAAAAUAUCAAAAAUCAAUUAGAUACAUCAGAAAAAAUUGUAGAAGUGUAUCAACAUAUAUUUAAAGAAAAUAUAAAUAAUAUAAGAAAUGAUAAUAUACAUAGUACACAAAAUAAUGAACUAAAAAGUAUGGAUUAUUACAAUCUUAAAAAUAAUAUUUAUAAUAAACCUACUUCUUUAACUUAUAUAAAUGAUAAUAAAAAUGGUAGUAACGAAGCAACAAAUAAAAUUAAUUCUGGUCAUAUUUUUAAUUCAAAUAUAAAUCGCUCAAAUAUAUUUAAUAAUAACCAUAAUAAUUAUGAUAUAUGUAAUCAAGACAACAACGUCAUAAGUCAUAUUUUAUCCAAUGGAGAUAUUAUAAAACAAGAUAAAAAUUAUACUUUGAAAGAUACCAAAUUAAUUAAUGUUCUACCUAAUAGCAUAUGUAAUAACAAUUUUAUGGAAGGUAUAAACAGACAAUCACAAAAUAAUUAUCUUAACCAAUUUCUUGAAUUGUAUAUCAAAAAUAAUUCCAUAAAUAAUGAGGCCUUCAAUAUUUAUAUGAAGAAUUUAAACAAAGAGAAGCAAAAUCAAGAAAUAAAAGAAAUAAAAGAAAUAAAACAAAAUGUACAAGAGUCAAAUAUAUUAUUUGAAGACAAUAAUUUAAAUAAUAAAUUACAAAAUGAACAUAACAAAAAAUAUUUAUUAAAUACUCUAAUGAAAUAUAACAAAAUAGAUCUAAUUAAUAUAUUUGUAGAUAUCUGUAACCACCUAAAAACUGAUAAUAUAUCAAUAGUAAUACAAUUUAUUAAAUUCAUGUCUUUUAUUGUUUAUGAACAGUUUCCUUUAUUUACUUCCUUUUAUUAUACCAUUACUUCAUUAAUAUCAUUGGAUAAUAUUAAAUUUGACGAAUAUAUUAACGUUAUCAAAAAAUGGAAAUCAUUUUAUACAAGUGGACAAAAAUAUUAUUUAUUCAGAAGGAAGGUACUUUUAAUUUUUCAGUCUGAUCUAAAAGAUAUACAAAAAUCUCAAAUAGACAAAACAUGCUUAGAUCUUAUUCAAAAUAAUUAUGAUCGAAACAAGGAACUAUCUACUUAUACAGACGGUUCUUUUGAAAAGGCAGAAUAUAUUCUAAACAAACAUUCCAAAGAAAUUAUCAGUAAAAUUAUUAAGACUUACAUGAACAUAUAUAAUAUUGAUAAAAUCAACAAUAUUAUAGGGCAUAUGAACUCAUUAAAUUCAAAAAUAAAAACACAAUCAUAUUUCAUUAGAUCUAUAUCGUCUUGUCUAAAUUUAAACAAAGUUGAUAAUUUUGAAGAGAUUGAAAAAAAGGUAAAAGAAUUGAUCACCACAAGAGAAAUUGGAGAAAAAAUAAAGAACAAAAUUAAAAUAGAAGACAUUGAUGAAUAUUUCGCCGCGUUUACAAUUAUGGGCACCUUGAAAAAAUAUUUAAAUAUUACUCAUACCAAAGAUCUUUUACCUUCUAUAUCAAAAAUUAUUCAAAAGAAUAAAUGUUCUUCAUAG
This is a messenger RNA of Plasmodium falciparum 3D7, 6615 nucleotides long. RefSeq lists its product as uncharacterized. The record is from RefSeq and is a predicted model, not a curated record. Lineage: Eukaryota; Apicomplexa; Aconoidasida; Haemosporida; Plasmodiidae.